UCGUUUUUGUUUUUCGUUUUAGUUUAGUUUCGGCUCCUCUGUUUAUUUGCAAGCCAUCGCUCAAACCGCCCGCAUCGCCAGCCCCGCCCCCUGCGUUUCACAGCCCCCACCAAUGGACGUCCGCACGAAGUGCACCAGCGAGGAGCCUCUGGAGUCUCUGGGGCAGGACCUCCCGGCGGGAAGCCACCGCCUGCUGCAGUUCACCAACUGCCGCCUGGUACGUGGCCACCAGAUCAUCCACGAGGAUCUGUGGGUGCGCGACGGUCGGAUAGUGAAUCCGGAGCCCGUGUUCUUCGACGAGCAGGCCAAGGCCCACUGUCGCAUCGACUGCGGAGGCGCCAUCAUCGCACCCGGCUACAUCGACCUCCAGAUCAAUGGUGGCUAUGGCGUGGACUUCUCCUACGACACGGAGACCAUCGAGGAGGGCGUGGCCACGGUGGCACGCGGUCUGGUCAAGAGCGGGGUCACCUCCUUCUGUCCCACGCUGGUAACCUCGCCCAACGACAGCUACCACACCAUACUGCCGCGCAUUCCCGCAGAGGUUCCCAAAGGAGCCGGCAUCCUGGGUAUCCACGCCGAGGGUCCGUUCAUCAAUCCACAGAAAAAGGGCGCGCAUCCGGAGCACUGCAUACAGACCAUUGAUAAGGGACUCAGCACGCUGAAGGACACGUACGGCUCCCUGGAACGCAUCAAGAUCAUCACCCUGGCGCCGGAGAAGGUCACCGACCCGGAGGUGAUUGGCCAGCUGGUGGAGCGAGGCAUCACCGUGGCCCUGGGCCACUCGAUGGCCUCGCUGAGCGAUGGAGAGAGGGCCGUGCAGCAGGGCGCCACACUGAUCACGCACCUGUUCAACGCCAUGCUGCCGUUCCACCACCGCGAUCCCGGCCUGGUGGGCCUUCUGGCCUCGGACGCGGUGCCGCACGGAAGGACCGUGUACUUCGGCAUCAUCUCGGACGGAGUGCACACGCAUCCGGCGGCGCUGAGGAUCGCCUACCGCACGCAUCCGCAGGGCCUGAUCCUGGUCACGGACGCCAUAUCGGCGCUGGGCCUCGAGGAGGGAGUCCACCACAUCGGACAGCUGCCGCUGCAGGUUAAGCAGGGCAAGGCGUUCAUCGCCGGCACGGAAACGCUGUGCGGCAGCAUCGCCCCGAUGGACGAGUGCGUGCGUAUCUUCCAGAAGGCGACCGACUGCUCCGUGGUCUACGCCAUCGAGGCGGCCACCUUGCAUCCGGCACAGUGCCUGAAGAUCGACCACCAGAAGGGCACCCUGGACUUUGGCUCGGACGCGGACUUCAUUCUCCUAGAUGACCAGCUCCGGGUGCUUUCCACCUGGAUCGCGGGUGUAUGUGUUCAUAGGACUGCCAAGUAGUGCAUCGAAUGUACGACUGUUGCAAUUGUUUUUAUUUACCUGAUGCAGGAUGUAUUUUAUACCGAAGAUUCUCCAAUUAAAUUG
Drosophila teissieri is the source of this 1453-nucleotide messenger RNA. Its product is annotated as N-acetylglucosamine-6-phosphate deacetylase. Gene Ontology annotation, molecular function: N-acetylglucosamine-6-phosphate deacetylase activity. The transcript is spliced from 4 exons. Bases 113 to 1369 code for a protein of 418 amino acids. Lineage: Eukaryota; Metazoa; Arthropoda; Insecta; Diptera; Drosophilidae. Gene Ontology annotation, biological process: N-acetylglucosamine catabolic process. The record is from RefSeq and is a predicted model, not a curated record.